CUCAAAGUUGAAACAAGUUAGGAUUAUAUAGACCUUUCUCUCUCUAUAUUUUUCAAAUGCAAAUGGACCAGUCACGAUCGCAUGACGCCACCAAUUCCACUUGUUUCUCCGGCAUACUCCGCCGCCUCCUUUGCAGCGGCGCUCUCCCAACUCACCCUGCCGAUACCAUCGUCGUCGCCGGCGAUUCAAUCCCCAAAACUGAAAAAUGUGGAACCACUCCUGGAAUAGUUGCCAGACUAAUGGGUCUCGAUUCUUUACCAGAAACCGAUUCUAUUACAAGAAGAACAACCCUCGAAUCUAUUCUCCGAAGCAGGUCAGUCAAUUCAGUCAAUUAUAUCCCGGAAUUUGAUUUACUCCAGACCCAUCACCGGAGAGCCAAAACCUCUGUGUCUUUUCGAGAGAUUCCCACGUUUAUAAAUGAACCAAACCAUGAUUUCGUUGUCUUGUGUUUCGAGAGAGUGGGGGAGAUCAGUAAUGGAAAGAGAUUGAGUGAGAAAAAAUCUGUUCUUGAUAUGGGUUUUGAAACAGAGAUAAAAAAACAGAAGAAAGUUAAAACAGAGAGAAAACGAAAUCAAGAUGCUGUUAAGGCUAAAAGUUCUGAGAAGCUGGUGAAGAAAAGGAGGAAGAAGAAGAAGAAAACAGGAAAUCAAACAAGACCCGUUUCAGUUCUUCAACAGGAACCAAGAUUAUCAGAGAGAUCAAGAAAACCAGUUUCUAGUUCAAGGAGAUCAUCAAGAGGAGCAAGGAAAGAUGAAGAGUUUGAUUAUUUCAGUAGUAGAAGGAGUCAAGAAGAAGGAGAAGACAAAUCAAUGAAAUCAAAGGAGGGGUGGGAUGAGAAUCAUGUGAAGUUGGUUGAGCAGAUUCAGAGUUUGUCUGAUGAACACAUUGAGCGUGAUUCGCAAUGGGCUGAUAAAAGAUUUGAAGAAGAAGUUGAAGAAAUCUGCUAUGAAUUUGGUCAAGAUUUACUUGAUCACAUGUUUGAGCAGGUUGUUGAUGAACUUUGUAGAAUCUGUAUGGACUACAACUCCAACUCUUUACUUUAAUUAAUUAAGCUAGUUAUGUAAUUUAACUAAGUUCUUAUGCUCUCUUUGAUUAUGAGCUUAUUGAUAGAUAAGUA
This is a messenger RNA of Impatiens glandulifera, 1117 nucleotides long. RefSeq lists its product as uncharacterized. The transcript has 2 exons. NCBI's taxonomy places the organism in Eukaryota, Viridiplantae, Streptophyta, Magnoliopsida, Ericales, Balsaminaceae. Bases 57 to 1043 code for a protein of 328 amino acids. The record is from RefSeq and is a predicted model, not a curated record.